UGUAACACAGUUGUAAUUGCUAGUGUGGAAGGACCUCUCACUGAGUACUUGUGUAAAAAGCCAGUUGAAACUGGGCAACAAUGGCUGAGAAAAUUGUUCUACUUCUGCUGAUGUCCUUGACUCUCUGUGCUGGCGUCAAAAGGGUGGCCCUAAGUAGACACAGGUCUCAAAGGUACAGGAUGAGAGCAGGGGGGAUGCUGUCCCAGUUCUGGAACUCCCACCAGUUGGACAUGAUCCAGUACAGCAAUGCUUGCCGCAUUGCCUCACAGGCCAACGAGCCGCUCAUCAACUACAUGGAUGCAGAGUAUUUUGGCCAGAUCACUAUUGGGACCCCACCCCAGAACUUCACAGUGAUUUUUGACACUGGCUCCUCCAACCUGUGGGUGCCCUCUGGCCUCUGCGACAGCAAAGCAUGCAAGGUACACCACAGAUACCAUUCUUCCCAGUCUUCAACCUAUCAAGUUGAUGGUCGGCCCUUUUCUAUACAGUAUGGCACAGGAAGCCUGACUGGGAUUCUGGCAUUUGACCUGGUCACUGUUGAAGGGAUAGCUGUCUCCCAUCAGAAGUUUGGGGAGAGUGUAAGGGAGCCGGGCAGCACCUUUGUUGAUGCCAAUUUUGAUGGAAUUCUGGGUUUGGGAUACCCGAGCAUUGCGGCAGGGGGAGCCACUCCAGUGUUUGAUAACAUGAUGGCUCAGGGCGUGGUUGAACUCCCGGUCUUCAGUGUCUACCUCAACAGAAACCCCGAUUACUCUUCUGGGGGGGAGAUACUGUUUGGGGGAUUUGACCAGUCCCACUUCUCAGGGAUGCUGCACUGGGUUCCUGUCACCAAACAGGGCUACUGGCAGAUCCUUCUAGACAAUGUGAAGGUGAAUGGUCAGGUAAGAUUCUGUGCAGAUGGGUGCCAAGCAAUCGUGGACACAGGGACGUCUCUACUGACAGGACCCACAGAGGAUAUCAAAGCCCUGCAGGAAGAGCUAGGAGCAACACCAGCAGGGGGUGGAAUGUAUGCUGUAGCAUGCAGCAGCCUCCCCUGGCUCCCUGACGUGACAUUUACUAUCAAUGGUGCCGAGUUUCCUCUUACUCCUGAGGCUUACAUUCAAUCGGAAGAGCUAAUCGGACAGGCUGUUCUAUGCAUGACAGGUUUUCAGGGCAUGGACAUCCCCCCACCAGCUGGGCCCCUCUGGAUUCUGGGGGAUGUUUUUAUUGGCCAGUUCUACUCAGUCUUUGACAGAGGACACAACCAGGUGGGCUUGGCCAGGGCUGCUCCCUAAACCAAACAGUACCACAUCAUGCUGCAUCAGGAGAGCUUCUUCUGUGUCUUCAAAAAAGGGUACAAUAUGAGAUUAUUUUGCAAUUAGGUUAAAUAUUUUACCAGCUUUACCCUUUGUCACAAUAUUUUAAUAACAUAUUGUCGGAAAAAACAGCUAUCCAGAGUUUAUUUGGCAAACAAAUUACAAAUUUAUUGAUAUUAAUGAACUACAUCCAAAAUACAUUUUCUGUUCUAAAGUACUAUAAAAGGCGAAUGGACCCUAAACAGGACAGAGCACUGAAGAUUCUGUAAUUAAAGCUUCAUUGUAGAAGUCUGUCUGACUGCCAAGGUAGCCAGCUGUGCUAGGUCAUGUCCCACAGGCUCAGAAUUAGCAGGAAUUGGGCCUAAGAACGUCAUACAACUGUGCCACACUUGAAAGAAAGCUGGCAGCCAUCUCCAGCGUCAGAACUAAAAGCAUUCUUUUUCAAGUGGCUUUUUUCCAGUACAUUUGUUUCAGUGUGACCUUUUUGAAACUCACCUGAGAAAUACUUAGGAUGUAGAUCAGUGGGUUAUUAAGGACUGCCAAUGCCACACUAAGCCAAACUGUUACGUGAAAAAGGCCCUUGUAAUAUUUAGAUUGUUAAAAAGUUGUUUUCAGAUUGGGGAAUUUACAUAGAAGCUAAGUGAAAAUUAACUUUCUUUUUUAUUAUUACUAUUUUUUAAUGAAAGAUUUGAUUACCUACAGGAACAACAUUUUUGGGAAUUUGAUCAAGUUUUAAUAAUUUUUGCUUGUGAAAGUACUUAAGUAACGUUUACUUUAGGGAGCUAGUUUCGAGCUUGUUCUGUAUCUUUUCUCUAAUUUGUUUUGUUCAGCUGUCUGAUUUUAAAGCAUUUGUAAUGAAUAUGAAACACCCAGCUGUCUCUAAAAAUCCUAGGUUGAGAAAAUGAUUUCCAGAGAAGGAACAUAAUAUUCCAGAUGUGUUGCUGUCUGUAAAAUGAUAUGGUUAAGGACAGGUGCAGGAAGUGGGGGCUCAAUUUACUGUAAGAUCAAAACUAAUCAAUAAUACACUGACAUUGUAAAGACCCUCAAUAUGUAGCAAUACAGAGUGCCACUAAUUUAUCAGCACCUGUAGGAGGAUUUGUAUGACAUAGGAAUUAUUCAUUUUGUAAUUAUUUUUUUUGGCUGUGGACUACAGUGACUGAAUUUUUCACAUGAGUCAACUGCUAAAUAAUAAAACAAUAAUGAUGACAACAACAAAACAGAAACCUAAGGGUAUGCUACUGAUGCUUAAGAAGUAGCCUCUUCUUGUAGUAAAUAAUCUUUAAGAAUAGUUUCGGUUGCAGGCAGCCAGAUUUUGUCUCCUUUACAUGUUUUCUGAAAAGUAAUAUGGAGAACAAAUAUGUUCUGCAGAGGAAAUUGCACAAAGCAUGAUGAAAGAGUUUAACGUUUGUGGGCUAACAAACAAAGGGUGGCAACUGACAAGUUCAACUUUAUAAUUUCUUGUAACCAGUAUCAGUGUACAAAUCCUUAUAAAUAACUACUUAAUCAUUUCUUAGACUCAGCUAAAACUUAAUUGUGAAUUGCCAUUAAGUUUUUUAAUUAUGUAUUACAUUAAUAAAAAAUUAAUUCUACUAUGAUCAUUUUGUAAAGUAUUUGUCAAGGUUAUGAUACUGCAAAUAUGAAAAAAGCCAGUGUUUCUUAAAUUACAUCAUAGGAUGUACAGCAAUUAAAGUUCAGACCAAUGUGAUGUAUGGGGUAGUGAGUAAAAAUGUGAUGUUAUCAUAUACCCUUUUAUAUUAAACUGUCUUUAAUUCUCUAAAUAAAAUACAGAAAAUUAAUAUAAAUGUUGUCAAUACAUA
Molecule: messenger RNA, 3109 nt
Organism: Lepisosteus oculatus (spotted gar)
Lineage: Eukaryota; Metazoa; Chordata; Actinopteri; Semionotiformes; Lepisosteidae
Product: cathepsin E
Biological process (GO): proteolysis; antigen processing and presentation of exogenous peptide antigen via MHC class II
Cellular component (GO): endosome
Molecular function (GO): aspartic-type endopeptidase activity
Source: RefSeq, a predicted model, not a curated record